Molecule: messenger RNA, 674 nt
Organism: Aspergillus piperis CBS 112811
Lineage: Eukaryota; Fungi; Ascomycota; Eurotiomycetes; Eurotiales; Aspergillaceae
Exons: 8
Coding region: 357-674 (105 amino acids)
Source: RefSeq, a predicted model, not a curated record
GGGAUGGUUACUGCCUUGUCGAUCUCUUGUCGAGUCUCCUCCUUUCCUCCCCCAUCCAGUCUGCGACGUCCCAAAAUUUCGACUUUUCCGACUUUUGACUUUCCACUCAACUCAGUGUGCUUUUUCCCCCAUACUUUCGUACUAUUUCUCUUACUAAUCGUUUCCGUUCUUCCAUCUCUGCUUCAAUUGAUGGUAACCCCGGAUUCAAGAUUAUGAGGGAUUCAGUAACCACCGUGACGAGGUGCUUGUUUUCCUUCAAUUCGGAGAGAGAGAGAGGGGGAGACGUGACUUUGAUUAAGAGCUGCGUAUACAAACGUGAGGGGAUGCCGUGGCUUUUUUUUGCCACCACUUAAAGUAUGUUUGUUCGGUUACUAAGACAGAAACAUCAUUUUCAUCAUCAUCUUUCUUCUUCCAGCAGUACUACUACUAAUAUUCGAGUCGAAUCAAAAUUAGAAGAAUACUAUAGCUCGCGCGUUAUUAAUUUGGAGAAGGAGGAAGGAUGGAAGGAAGGAAGGAAAAAAGGAGGGGUACGGAUGGUGACGGGCUUCCGCACUAGUAGUCCGCCAGUUAUUGGUAGUGUUCUGGAAAGUUUAGUUCAAUUCCGGAGAAACAAACCACUGGAGAUUGGGAUGGAGGAGUAUCGCGAUCGCGAUCAUAUCAUGGGGUGGGAUUAA